Molecule: messenger RNA, 2580 nt
Organism: Magnusiomyces paraingens
Lineage: Eukaryota; Fungi; Ascomycota; Dipodascomycetes; Dipodascales; Dipodascaceae
Exons: 1
Coding region: 1-2580 (859 amino acids)
Biological process (GO): regulation of DNA-templated transcription
Cellular component (GO): nucleus
Molecular function (GO): transcription cis-regulatory region binding; zinc ion binding; DNA-binding transcription factor activity, RNA polymerase II-specific
Source: RefSeq, a predicted model, not a curated record
AUGCCCGAGAUAGACGAACAAUCCCCAAGCGAGAAACCAGCAGAGCGCCGAGCAAAGGCUUGCAAUUAUUGCAAAUCUCUCAAAGUUCGGUGUAUACCAUUUGACCAGUCAGAUCCGGACGGAAUUUGCGUGAGAUGCCAAAAGGGCGGGCGCGAAUGCGUCUUUUACUUUGGCCCCCGAAAGAAACGCCAAUCCAAAGAAAACCGUAUGACAGUACUUGAGAAGAAGAUUGAACAAUUGUCUGCAGCUUUACAAGCCGAAGAGGGAGUUAGGAUUAAGCGUGAAGUGUCGUCUUCUGCAGAGCCUUCAUCAGCACCAUCUUCUGUUCCCCAUUCGCCACCCAAAAACGUGGUCCCGGCACCACCAAUCCCGGUCCCCACCCCAAUACCUGCACCGGCCACAAGGCCUGGAUUUGUUCCUGACUUUGAUAUCCAAGACAUUCGUACCAAGCUGAGAGAUCACUGGAGAGCCAUGUCUGAGCACGACAGUGCACGACUUGAAAAUCUUGAAAACUCUCCAAGACCCGAACGGCCUGGUCCUAGAACUGACAUUGUUGCCCAGGGACUUGUUAGUGCUGCUGAAGCCGAAUACCGACUACACUUAUUCCGCACAUGUUUCCACCAAAGACUACCAGUUUUGACUCUUCCUGAGGGAAUGACAUGUGAAGAGUUAAGAAAGGACCGACCUAUGGUUUUCCUGACCAUCAUGUCGAUUGCAAGUGCAGCUAUGGAAGGGACACCUAAAGAUGGUAUUUCUAAACCGGGAGUUUUUUAUACUGACUUUAACACAGCGCUUGUAAUUUCGAAUCAGUGUAUCGAACUGCUCAUGUAUGAGAUUAUGAUUCGCAACAAGAAGACUCUUGAGCUUUUGGAAAGCUUGAUUCUUAUUAACCUUUGGUACAACUCACCUGAAAUGCAUUUGUACCACAAAUCCCACAUUUUGACAAACCUCUGUAUUAUUAUGGCUAUAGAUAUGGGUCUUGGAGGAUACUCAUCACCUUCACCAGGUUCGAAACGAACAGAACCUCAAAGAAACGUUCCUCUUACAGAAAUUGUAGGUACCGGACCCGCUGAUGGCCGGCGACCUCCUAAGUAUGAUCAAAUUAUUCAUCCAUUUAAUUUGCUGGACCCCCAUACUUAUCAAUGUCGCAAACUUUGGCUCUGUGUUUACAUUGCUUCAGUUCAGCUUUCUUCCCAACUCAAGCGGCCUAUGACCAACGUUUGGUCAGUGUAUACAGAAGAAUGCUGUGAGAUUCUUGGUAAUGAUGACCGUCCCCGUGACGAACGCAUGGCUGCUAUGCUUGCUCGACUUUAUCGCAUCAUUGAACUUACUGGUGAAGGAUUUCAAUCUGCCGACCAAAAACGGCCCCCAGAUGUUAAUGACCCGUGCAUGCAAACGCUCAUACGGUAUCUUGAGUUGCAAAUGCAUAAAGUGGUUCCUGCACGAUUACAGGAAACUUCGCGCGACUUUGCUGUUCAAUGGCAUUCUUUGCAAAUGUUUUUACACAAGCCUGUACUUUACACGCGGUUAUCGACGCGACUUGGAAGAUCACCGUAUUCUAACUUUUCUUUGGCAAUGGGCGAUUUAACCAUUACACUAAAUGUUGCACGAUCACUUGGCGCGUGCUACACAUCAUCAACAGCCCUUAUCCGAUUGUUUAAUGAUAUGUCUGUAGCAGAACUUGUCAGUGCUCCAUUGACCACAUAUGCCAGGAUUGUCUUGUCUGCAUCCAUUAUUCUUAAACUGAGAGCUCUUUAUUUGACUGUACCGGAGUUUAAACGAGUGUGUUCGAUCACGUCUUCUGAAAUGCAGGGGAUUCGUACUCUUUUGACUAAGAUGGAUGAGGCCUUGACGAAAUAUCCAUUUUCUAAUUGCGUGCUUAAUUACGCCGUUGUUUUACGGAUCUUAAUUUACCAUAGCGACAGACUACUCAAUUUUUACAUGGAGGAAUUUACGGCAGAAAAGAGUGGUCGGCGCAAACGGCGGCGAGGAAGCUCGUUUGAUGGGUACGAAGGAUCUGGUGAUAUCCGUGGUGGCGAAUCCCCGCUUGACUUGUUAUCAAACAUUGCUGCUGAUCAACGCGAGUCUGCAAGUGAUUUGAGCGAUGUUCCGGCAGCAUCUACUAUAGCGAAUACAAUUUCAACAACAACCGCCAACAUUUCCGGUCCUGGACCUUCUUCCACAACACCUGUACACAUUGUUCCGCUGGUCACCUCAAUGGAUCAAGUGCCUUUAGUUCCUUUAAGUUCGGUUCCGAUGGCACCUCAGAUCAACCUGACUUCUCCUUUGCCUCCUCCAAGGUUUAUAGUAAAUCCCCGUCCGCAGUCAAGCACAGGAUAUUCAGCUCCGUCCUUAUCGGUGCCAACACCUGUUCUUCCCAGUAAUAACCACAUUCCGGGCCCGCAGCAGCAGCAGGAGCCGUUGCAACAACAACAGCAUCCUCACCAUCAAUCUUCUUUGCCUCCUCCUCUUCCUGCUCCUCAGACUGACGAUUUAUUUCCUGUCUGGCUGUUCACCGAUGAUUCUUGGAAGGAUCUAGUUUCCGGCGCCGAAGCUCUUUCCGGGUUCGAGGCGCUUUAA